Messenger RNA from Biomphalaria glabrata, 1347 nucleotides. RefSeq names its product splicing factor 3A subunit 2-like. Lineage: Eukaryota; Metazoa; Mollusca; Gastropoda; Planorbidae. Bases 1 to 1347 code for a protein of 448 amino acids. The record is from RefSeq and is a predicted model, not a curated record. The transcript has 3 exons.
AUGCUGGACAAAUAUAGUGAACUUAUAGCAGUAAUUCUACCCCACAUCUCCAUCCACCCCACACCUCCAUCCACCCCACACCUCCAUCCACACAACAUCUCCAUCCACCCCACACCUCCAUCCACCCCACAUCUUCAUCCACUCCACAUCUCCAUCCACACCACACCUCCAUCCACACCACACCUCCAUCCACACCACAUCUCCAUCCACCUCACACCUCCAUCCACACCACAUCUCCAUCCACCCCACAACUCCAUCCACACCACAUCUCCAUCCACCCAACAACUCUAUCCACCCCACACCUCCAUCCACACCACAUCUCCAUCCACCCCACACAUCCAUCCACCCCACACCUCCAUCCACCCCACACCUCCAUCCACACCAAACCUCCAUCCACACUACAUCAACAUCCACACCACAUCUUCAUCCACCCCACAUCUUCAUCCACCCCACAUCUCCAUCCACCUCACACCUCCAUCCACACCACAUCUCCAUCCACCCCACAACUCCAUCCACACCACAUCUCCAUCCACCCAACAACUCUAUCCACCCCACACCUCCAUCCACCCCACACCUCCAUCCACACCACACCUCCAUCCACACUACAUCAACAUCCACACCACAUCUUCAUCCACCCCACAUCUUCAUCCACCCCACAUCUUCAUCCACCCCACAUCUCCAUCCACACCACAUCUCCAUCCACACCACAUCUUCAUCCACCCCACAUCUUCAUCCACUCCACAUCUCCAUCCACUCCACAUCUCCAUCCACACCACAUCUCCAUCCACCCCACAUCUUCAUCCACCCCACACCUCCAUCCACACCACAUCUCCAUCCACCCCACAUCUUCAUCCACUCCACAUCUCCAUCCACACCACAUCUCCAUCCACCCCACCCUACACCUCCAUCCACCCCACAUCUCGAUCCACCCCACACCUCCAUCCACCCCACAUCUCCAUCCACCCCACACCUCCAUCCACCCCACAUCUCCAUCCACCCCACACCUACAUCCACCCCACACCUACAUCCACCCCACACCUACAUCCACCCCACACCUACAUCCACUCAUGUCUCCACAUUACAGUCAAAACUGUAAAUUUCCUGAAUGUUUUCUUUAAUAUGUGUUUGUAUCCACUCAUGUCUCCACAUUACAGUCAAAACUGUGCCUGGGUGAGCUCACGUCCUUCAUUGAAAGCAUCCCAGCAGCCAUCGCACCAAAGUGUCAACAAUCUUUUGUCGUCCAGGGAUCGUACACUUUGGUUGGUGCACGGCUCAUCAUACACGAGUGCCACCUGCACAGCGGUUUUUGAGAGCUGGUCAGCCCUGUCGUGGCCAACCACGCCAUAG